UUUAAUUUUUUACAGAAAGAUCCAAUAAUUGCAAAACAGCUUUUCAGCAGUUUGUUUUCUGGUAUUCUGAAAGAGACGGAUAAAUUUAAGACAAAGUCUGAAAAAGACCUCAUCACUCAAAAAUUGCUCCAAGAGUUCAAUCAUUUUCUUAAUUCCACUUUUUUUUUCUUCCCACCAUUUGUCUCUUGUAUCCAGGAAAUCAGUUGCCAACAUGCAGAAUUGCUGAGCCUUGACCCAGCUGCCGUCCGUGCUAGUUGCCUGGCAAGUCUGCAGCAGCCUGGGGGCAUCUGUCUUCUUGAGCAGGCACUUCUCCACUUGCUCCCUGCAGAACCACCUACCAAGCGAAUUCGGGGCAAGACCUGCCUCCCUCCUGACGUCCUCCGGUGGAUGGAACUUGCAAAAUUGUAUAGAUCAAUUGGAGAAUAUGAUGUACUCCGUGGUAUUUUUAGCAGUGAGAUCGGAAUAAAACAGGACAGUCAGAAUGCAUUGUUAGCAGAAGCCAGAAGUGAUUAUUCUGAAGCCGCUAAGCAUUAUAAUGAGGCUCUCAAUAAACAGGAGUGGACAGAUGGUGAGCCAACAGAAGCCGAGAAGGACUUUUGGGAACUGGCAUCCCUCGACUGUUACAAUCACCUCUCUGAGUGGAAGUCACUUGAGUACUGCUCUACAGCUGGUAUAGACAGUAAGAACCCUCCAGACUUGAGUAAAAUGUGGAGUGAACCAUUUUAUCAGGAGACGUAUCUACCAUACAUGAUCCGCAGCAAACUUAAGCUCCUUCUUCGAGGAGAGGGUGACCAGACUCUGCUGACAUUUAUGGAUGAGGCUAUGUGCAAGGAGCUGCAGCAGGCUCUCCUAGAGCUUCAGUAUAGUCAGGAGUUGAGUCUCCUUUACAUACUGCAAGAUGAUGUUGACAGGGCCAAAUAUUACAUUGAAAAUGGCAUUCGGAUUUUUCUGCAGAAUUAUUCUAGUAUUGAUGUCCUUUUACAAAGAAGUAGACUCACCAAAUUACAGUCUAUACAAGCUUUAACAGAAAUUCAGGAGUUCAUCAGCUUUAUAAGUAAAGAAGGUAAUUUAUCAUCUCAGGUUCCCCUUAGAAGACUUCUAAAAACCUGGACAAACAGAUAUCCAGAUGCUAAAAUGGACCCCAUGAACAUCUGGGAUGACAUCAUUACAAGUCGAUGUUUCUUUCUUAGCAAACUAGAAGAGAAGCUGACUCCUCUUUCAGGUGAUAACAGUAUGAGUGUGGAUGAAGGUGAAGGUUUCAGUGAUAGGAGAGAAGCACAAGAGCCAGAGGAAGAUGUUCAUUCCCUAAUCCGGAGCUGCAGGUUUUCCAUGAAAAUGAAGAUGAUAGAAAGUGCACGGGAGCAGAACAAUUUCUCACUUGCCAUGAAACUACUGAAGGAGCUACAUAAGGAGUCAAAAACGAGAGAUGACUGGCUCGUGAGGUGGGUGCAUUGCUACUGCCAGCUGAGCCAUUGCCGGAGCCACACGCAGAGACCUCCCGAGCAGGUCCUCACUGUGCUGAAAACCAUCUCGCUGUUGGAUGAGAAUAACACAUCAAGCUACCUAAGCAAAAAUAUUGUGGCUUCCUGUGAUCAGAACAUUCUCUUGGGUACUACUUACAGAAUAAUAGCCAAUGCUCUCAGCAGUGAGCCAGCCUGCCUUGCUAACAUUGAGGAGAGCAAGGCUAAACGGAUCUUGGAGCUUUCUGGAUCCAGUGCAGAGAGUGCAGAAAGGGCAAUCAUGGGUCUGUACCAGAGAGCAUUCUAUCACCUCUCCAAGGCUGUGAGGACAGCUGAAGAGGAAGCCCAGGCUUCUUCCUGGGGCCAUGGGCCUGCAACUUGGGUGACCAGUGCUUAUAUGACGCUAGUGGAUUUCUGUGACCAACAGCUCCGCAAAGUGGAAGAGAAUGCGUCCAGUGAAUCACAAAAGAAAAAACCAAUUACAGAUUCUGUAGGAAUGGAGGUGUAUCCAGCACUUGUGGUGGAGAAUAUGUUGAGAGCUUUAAAAUUAAAUUCCACUGAAGCCAGGCUGAAGUUUCCUAGAUUACUUCAGAUUAUAGAACAUUAUCCAGAGGAGACCUUGAACCUAAUGAGAAAAGAGAUUUCUUGCAUUCCUUGCUGGCAGUUCAUUGGUUGGAUCAGCCACAUGGUGGCCGUACUGGACAAAGAGGAAGCCAUUGCAGUGCAGCAUACUGUGGAAGAGAUUGCCAAUAACUAUCCACAGGCAGUCACCUAUCCUUUGAUCAUAAGUAGCGAAAGCUAUUCCUUCAAAGAUACUGCUUCUGGCCAUAAGAAUCAGGAGUUCGUGGCAAGGAUCAAAAGUAAGUUAGAUCAGAGAGGAGUGAUUCAAGAUUUUAUUAAUGCCCUAGAACAGCUCUCUAAUCCUGAUCUGCUCUUUAAGGACUGGGUUGCCGAUAUAAAAGAUGAACUAGGAAAAAACUCUGUAAAUGAAAAAAAUAUCAAAAAACUUUAUGAAAGGAUGUAUGCAGCCUUGGGCAACCUGCGUGCUCCAGGCCUGGGGCCCUUUAGAAGGAAGUUUAUUCAGGCCUUUGGGAAAGAAUUUGAUAAACACUUUGGAAGUCAAGGUUCUAAGUUACCUAGAAUGAAGCUCCAUGACUUCAGUGAAAUUACUGACUCACUGCUUAUAAAAAUGAGAAAAGAUUCAAGGCCACCUGGAAAUCUGAAAGAAUACUCGCCCUGGAUGAGUCAGUUUAAAGUGGAGUUUCUGAGAAAUGAGCUGGAAAUUCCAGAUCAGGAUGAGUGGCCACCCCCAUUUGUCCUAGAUAGCACUGGGCUUCCUUCUUCAGCCAAGUCUGGGAGAGCGCCCUACAUUCCUCUGUUCAAAACCUAA
Castor canadensis (American beaver) is the source of this 2850-nucleotide messenger RNA. NCBI's taxonomy places the organism in Eukaryota, Metazoa, Chordata, Mammalia, Rodentia, Castoridae. The record is from RefSeq and is a predicted model, not a curated record.